GCUCCUUAGAGUGUCCCCGGGCCGCUGCCCUGGCAGCCUGCGUACAGCGUGCCGAGCCUCCGCGCCCGCCGCCAGUCCCCCCGCCAGCAGGUCACUCGAGAAAGAUGAAGAUAUUUAGCCUCUUUGCAUUCAUGGCCUACUGCCAUUUGCUGAAAGCAUUUAUGAUCACAGUUUCCAAGGACCUGUAUGUGGUGGAGUACGGCGGCAAUGUGACCAUGGAGUGCAAAUUCCCGAUAGAAAAACAGUUAAACCUGCUUGCACUAAUUGUUUACUGGGAAAUGGAGGAUAAGAAAAUCAUUCAGUUUGUGAACGGGAAGGAAGACCUGCAAGUUCAGCACAGCAGCUACAGCCAGAGGGCCCAGCUGCUGAAGGACCAGCUCUUCUUGGGGAAGGCUGCGCUUCAGAUCACAGACGUGAAGUUGCAGGAUGCUGGGGUUUACUGCUGCUUGAUCGGCUAUGGCGGUGCUGACUACAAGCGGAUUACUUUGAAAGUUCAUGCCCCAUACCGCAAAAUCAACCAAAGAAUUUCUGUGGAUCCUGUCACCUCUGAACACGAACUAAUGUGUCAGGCUGAGGGUUACCCUGAGGCUGAAGUCAUCUGGACAAGCAGUGACCAUCGAGUACUGAGUGGCAAAACCACCAUCACUAAUUCCAACAGGGAGGAGAAGCUUUUCAAUGUGACCAGCACACUCAGAGUCAACACAACAGCUUACGAGAUUUUCUACUGCACUUUUCGAAGAUCAGGUCCUGAGGGAAACAGAAACAAUACCGCUAAGUUGGUCAUUCCAGAACCCCUUCCAGUUCCACCAAAUGAGAGGACUCACUUCGUGGUUCUGGGAGCUGUCCUGGUGUUUCUUGCUGUAACCCUAGCAGUCAUCUGUCUAAAGAGAAAUGGGAAAAAUAUGGAUGUGGAAAAAUGUGGCAUCCGAGAUAGGAUCUCAAAGAAACAAAAUGAUAUACAAUUUGAAGAGACAUAAACCAGCAUUGAAACUGCUGAUCUUAAAGCAGGGAUUCUCAGCCUGUGGUCUGAGUUUGGCAGAGCUACACAUGACCAGAGCAGUGCAGUGGGCCAGGCAAGCUGCAGAUGCUGUAGGACUGACCAGAUCCAAUCACUCGGCAGUGGAAGCUGGGAGAGAAGAGAACAAAGCAAGAAGGAGCAGAGCGGGUAGCCUGCAAGGAGACCUUGGUACUUCAGAAUGACUGGGAGACCCAUGGGCGCCUACGGGACAGAGGAGGGCUGCUUCUGAAAGAUGAGCCCCCACACAAAUUGUCCAUCGCUCAUCCUAGGAAAACAAGUUGAGAUUCCCUGAUGUAAUGGUCAGUUCCUGCAGAAGUGCCCUUUGCCUUCACUCAACGUCGCUGUUUGUCGUCUGUAUGACUGAGAGUCCCAGUGUUGCAACAGUAUUUAAGUAUGUUAUUUCUAUUUAUUUUGAGUCUUUGGAGUCUUGUCACGUGAGUGUGGUUGUGCAUGAUUUCUUUGGAAGAUAUAUUGUAGAAGAAGUUAAAAUUUUGUCACAAAACUAAACUUACUGCUUAGUGAAUUGUGCAUGUUCAAUAAAAUGUGUAGUACUUAUAAGGUACUUAUAAGGUCCUUGGUACCCUCCACAGCCACCAGGACAUAGGAAGCAUAGAGAACAGGCCCGUGGUUUGUAUAGGAUAUUACCUUGUUUAACCCACCAGUACUUUCUUUGCCUUGAAUAAUCUUAUUCUCAGACCCUACGGUAAGAUAUGUUACUGCAGUAUCUGUUCCAUUUUAAGUAUCCGUGUUAACAACGAUGUGGUAUCCUACACACAGAAUCUCAUUUAAUGCCUAGGAUAGCUGUGUUGUGGUAAGCACUCUUUUCAAACCCAUUUCACAGCUGAGGGAGCAGAGAGCUAAAGUAACUUGCCUGAGUCAGUAAGUAGCAGACCUCAGAUUUCCACAGCUGUCACCCACAGUCCUUUUAGAAUAAAGUCUAGAGCUGUGUUUUGCUUUAAGAAAUUCAUUCAGAAAACAUGUAGGAAGCACCCAUGUCAGUGUGCCAGGCAGUGAUUGAGCAAGACAAAGAACCUCUCUUCCAGGAGCUCAUAGUAUCAUGGGGAGAUUGAUAAGGAAAUUCAUUAUUACAGUUCAGUGCAGUGUCAUAGCAUAAGGUGUUGGAGGAGAAUGACGACGUGAACAGGAGAGUCUAGAAAGGCUGCCAAAGGGAGGGCAUGCCCUGGACAGCCCGGCAGUGUGUUCCCUGGAAGGUGAAAAUACAUUUUAAUCAAAGUGAUUUUAGUUUAUGAGGGUAAGUCAGUAUUUUUAAAAAUUGUGGAAGAUAACUCUUGAGUUCCUUUUCUAUCAUUAUAUUUGUGUCUGAUUUAUUUGCCUUUGCCAUGCAAUCUGAUGCUUAUGUGUAUGGUGUUGGUAUUGUUCAGCAGUUCUCUCUUUUUUUAUUUAAGUGCUGCUAAAGUUUGAAUUCAAAGCUUUCCAUGAUUCAAAAUUCAGAAGGUCCAAGAGGAGACAUUAAAAAGUCCCCAUUCCAUCCUCCUAGCCAUCGGAUUUCCUUCCCAGAAGCAGCCACUCUUGUCUUUUGUUCUUGUAGUCUUCUAAAGAUAGUCUAUGAAUAUAUGUAGAUAUAUAAAGUAUAUUUUUUAUUCACAUAAGUGGUAAUACACUAUUCGCCUGCUGUGCACUUUGCUAUUUUUAUUUAAUGUAUUAUUUCUUACCGGACCAUUGGAACAAAUGUAAAGUUCCCAGGGGCCAGGCACUGUGCCUUAUUUCUAGAUCAGCAUUUCCAUAGCCUGUUAGUAUCUUUUAUAAGACUUAGUACAUGCUAAAUAUGUACUUCAUCGAUGCUUGGACAACGAGCAUUUGUUGACUUACUGCUCUAUGACUGAGUUUGGAUUUGGUUUAUUUUGCAUUUCCCAAAGUGAGACCGUUGGGUUCUCCAGGGUACACUGGCUCAGCCUAGUCCUAAAGGUUGACUUUAUUACUAAUUCUGCAUGACAGAAUCAUGUCUGGAACUUGUGUUUUUUCCUACCUGUUUUCUCUUGAGUAAAAGAACUAGGCUUUGAUAUUGCAGUUGCAAAAAGACAGGGAUGGGUUUUUUGUUUUUGUUUUUUUGGAAAUUCCAGUAAUGUACCUUGACUCUCGCCUCUGCUAGAAAAGGCCAUGAGCUGUGCCUGAACCCCUUAGUCAGACCAGUUCUCAUCACUACAUAGAUCUAAGGUGUUGCAUUUCAAAGGCUUUGAGGUUCCCAUGCCUCCCAGCGUAUUCCUGCUCUCUUGGCCGUUUACCUGGAUUAUCGACAAAGAAAACCUUUGUUUUGCCGCAUGUCAAGGCUGAAGAAACAGAAUCUCCAACAGAAGUCUUUCUGUUGUCUUUUCACACAUGUUCGUCUGUACGGCAUCCCUUGUUUGUGUGACGUAUAAGGAGCAUUCUGGCUGAGCGGGAAUACAGUCUAUUCACUCCAUUCCUAAAUGUCAAUGCCCUCUUACGGUGUUGGAUUUGUAAGGCACUUUAUCUCCUUGUCUUGUGUUUCACUCUAAAGGACAUGCAGAGAGGAUAUUUUGUUCUGCAUUUUAAUUGUCAUUGUUUACACCUGCAUUAAUUUAAUAAAAUAUUCUUAUUUAUUUUGUUCCUUGGUGCA
Messenger RNA from Callorhinus ursinus (northern fur seal), 3614 nucleotides. It is a transcript of the gene CD274, whose product is annotated as CD274 molecule. Gene Ontology annotation, cellular component: external side of plasma membrane. Lineage: Eukaryota; Metazoa; Chordata; Mammalia; Carnivora; Otariidae. The record is from RefSeq and is a predicted model, not a curated record. Gene Ontology annotation, biological process: cellular response to lipopolysaccharide; cell surface receptor signaling pathway; positive regulation of T cell proliferation.